CAGGUCAGUUUAUUUUAAUUUAGACCAUUGAUCUAAAUGUUAUGCAAGAUCAUAGUGCUAGUAACACAAAAGUCUGGUCAAGCAGGUCACAUGGUCUGGUGUAUGUUAAGUAGAGCUUGGUCAUUUUAUAAGCAGUCAGUAUAGAAAAGUUUAGUGUAUAACAUUUAUGUACUCUAAGCUCUGAUAUAGUAGAGUGUCCAUUAUGGUGCCAAGUCAAUCAAGCUUCUUCUUGUUUUACUAUAUUGUGCUCGGAGAGAGUGCUGACGUCAUGCAACAAGGUAUAUCCACGCUGACCACACAUUACGUUCCACAACAUAUCUCUUCGGAUAUGGCCAAGCUGCCCAUAAAUCGUCUCAGCAAAAGGCACAUUAAAAGAGAGCAUGAUGCGGGGUUGACAUCCGAAGAGAAAAGCGUUCUUCUGAACCUCCAUAAUAACUUGAGAGCCACUGUCGGCAGCAGUGACAUGACGAGAAUGAAAUGGAACUAUGGCUUAGCAAAAACAGCACAAGCCUAUGCUGAAGAGUGUAAGUUUGAGUACACGUCUUUUGAGUUUAGAAAGAAUCUCAGUGACCUAGGUUAUGUUGGUGAAAACUUGUACAUUGGAACAGGACGUCUGAAUGUCACACUUGUAGCAACUAUGUGGUGGGAAGAAAUACAGUUCUAUGACUACGACACAGCACAUUGCCAGACAAACCAUAAGUGUGGACACUACACUCAGAUGGCCUGGGCAGACAGCUACGCUCUUGGUUGUGGGUUUAAAUAUUGCCACACCCUUAGAAACGUUCCUUCAAACGACUUUGAAAGUGGCAAUAACCUCGUCUGUCAUUAUGCACCAGGAGGUAAUUAUAGAUACGCUAAACCUUUCAAGAAGGGUCCAGCUUGCUCUCAAUGUCCCAGUACUAUGAAAUUUUGUGUGGAUCAUCUGUGUGCUUUCACAUCGAAAUUUGGUUCAGCAUCCACAAGUAUCCAUGGAGACAUUAGUCAACAAUUCAAUGUCCUUCUCAUUAUUGGCUCUAUUUGCAUAAACUACUUCUUUGUUGUAAGUUAGUGUUUGAAUUUUUGUGUGUGUGUUUAAAGAUCAAAUAUGUAGAUUUAUCUUUUGUAUUUUGUAUAUUAAUUAAUGUUUACUGAAUAAAACGUGUGGCUUAAGACAACUUAUAUGCUACUGAACAUACCGAAUAACUGUCGUGUCUUUUUUACUCUACAACUUUAGUACUUUGACUUUGGUGUCCACAUGUACUAUGCAUACCCACAUGUAUAUCUUGUGUAUGUGUGCGUUUAUACAGUAAUUGCUUAUGUUCACCUACAUGUAUAUCUUGUGUGUGUGUGUGUGUGUGUGUGUGUGU
Molecule: messenger RNA, 1346 nt
Organism: Biomphalaria glabrata
Lineage: Eukaryota; Metazoa; Mollusca; Gastropoda; Planorbidae
Product: GLIPR1-like protein 1
Exons: 8
Coding region: 203-1048 (281 amino acids)
Cellular component (GO): extracellular region
Source: RefSeq, a predicted model, not a curated record